AUGGAUCGUGAUUUUCUUCGUCGUGGCCAAAAGGGGAAUGAUCGUUCACCAAACAGCCGCUUUGUUCGGCUGGAUAAAACGAGAUCUUCAGACGAUCUUGAUAUAGGCAAGAAAGGGAAGAUGCGUAGAUGGCUAUGUUGUUCAUGUCAUGUCAAAGAAGAAUCUUACCACCCUUCAUCUGAACAUAACCGAUCCAAAACCCCUCCUACACGCCACCUCGACUACGGACGUAACAAUAAGAAACCACCAGCUCCUAUGAAGCCUCCUUCAGUCCCGAAGGAGCCUACUACUAUUGACGUCCCUGCAAUCACAUUAUCUGAGCUCAGAGAAAAGACUGAGAGUUUUGGAUCAAAGGCUUUGAUUGGGGAAGGAUCUUAUGGAAGAGUCUACUACGCAAACUUUGAUGAUGGCAAGGCCGUGGCUGUGAAAAAACUCGAUAACUCAUCAGAACCAGACACAAACGUCGAGUUCUUGACUCAAGUCUCAAAGGUUUCGAGACUCAAGAACGACAACUUUGUUCAGCUUCUUGGUUAUUGCGUUGAAGGAAACGUUCGUGUACUUGCUUACGAGUUUGCAACAAUGGGAUCCUUGCACGAUGUCUUACACGGAAGAAAGGGAGUACAAGGAGCACAACCAGGUCCAACGCUUGAGUGGAAGCAACGAGUUAGAGUCGCAGUUGAUGCAGCUAAAGGAUUAGAAUACUUACACGAGCAACAAGUUCAACCUCCUGUUAUACACAGAGAUAUUCGCUCUAGCAAUGUUCUUCUUUUCGAAGAUUUUAAAGCCAAGAUUGCUGAUUUCAAUCUGUCUAACCAAGCUCCUGAUAUGGCUGCUCGUCUUCAUUCCACUAGAGUCUUGGGGACAUUUGGUUAUCAUGCACCAGAAUAUGCAAUGACAGGACAGUUGACACAGAAGAGUGAUGUUUACAGUUUUGGAGUUGUGCUUUUGGAGCUACUAACCGGGAGAAAACCGGUUGAUCAUACUAUGCCUCGUGGUCAACAAAGUCUUGUCACUUGGGCAACUCCAAGGCUGAGUGAAGACAAAGUGAAGCAAUGUGUUGAUCCAAAGCUCAAAGGAGAGUAUCCUCCUAAAGCAGUUGCAAAGCUUGCUGCGGUUGCAGCAUUGUGUGUGCAAUACGAAUCAGAGUUUAGGCCAAACAUGAGUAUUGUAGUAAAAGCUCUUCAACCGCUAUUAAGGUCUUCAGGAACAGCUGCUGCUCGAGCCGCUCAAACUUGA
Molecule: messenger RNA, 1236 nt
Organism: Eruca vesicaria subsp. sativa (arugula)
Lineage: Eukaryota; Viridiplantae; Streptophyta; Magnoliopsida; Brassicales; Brassicaceae
Source: the annotation of a GenBank genome assembly